This is a messenger RNA of Juglans regia (Persian walnut), 1711 nucleotides long. RefSeq names its product cytochrome P450 71B10-like. The transcript has 2 exons. Lineage: Eukaryota; Viridiplantae; Streptophyta; Magnoliopsida; Fagales; Juglandaceae. The coding region runs from base 64 to 1590 and encodes 508 amino acids. Gene Ontology annotation, molecular function: monooxygenase activity; oxidoreductase activity, acting on paired donors, with incorporation or reduction of molecular oxygen; iron ion binding. The record is from RefSeq and is a predicted model, not a curated record.
AGGGGUGAAGAACAAUUUCAGAGCUAGGUAGCUCGGUUGAACACAAAAGAUCAAGCUUCAACAAUGAAUCUUUAUGCCAUACUCGUGUGGAUUGCUCUUCUGAUAUGUCUUCCUCUGCUGCUGCUCAUGAAAAAGAAGCAUGCAGCUCAAAGGCAAAACAAGCAGCUGCAUCCACCACCAAGCCCUCCAAAGCUUCCCAUUAUAGGUAACUUGCAUCAACUUGGUGAAUUGCGUCACCAAUCUCUCCGGAGACUCUCCAAAAAGUAUGGCCCUGUUAUGCUGAUUCAUCUCGGCCGGAUCCCAAAUAUUGUCGUAUCUUCCGCUGAGGCUGCCCGAGAGGUCUUAAAAGUUCAUGAUCUUGACUGUUGCAGCAGACCGCCCUUAGACACCACCAGAAGACUCACAUACAAUUAUCGAGACAUAGCUUUUGGACCUUAUGGCCAAUAUUGGAGAGAGAUAAGGAAAAUAUGUGUUCUUGAGGUUUUUAGUGUGAAGAGGGUGCAGUCAUAUCGAUCCAUUAGGGUAGAAGAAGUGGAUAUGCUUAUCAAGUCAAUAUGGAAAUCUUCUUCUUCGGCAACUUUUGUUGAUCUGUCUGAGAAGCUGUUUGGUCUCACUGCAAAUGUGACUUUUAGAAUUGCUUUUGGUAAGAGUUUCCGUGGGAGUGAUUUAGAUAAUGAAAGGUUUCAAGAAGUUGUUCAUGAUGCUGAAGCCAUGAUGGGAAGCUUCAAUGCAUCUGAGUACGUUCCAUACGUGGGGUGGAUUGUGGACAGGCUCUCUGGUAGACUUGAAAAGCUGGAAAGGAUUUUCCAUGAGUUGGAUGAUUUUUUCCAACAGGUGAUUGAUCUUCAUCUCGAGCCCGACAGAACAAAACCAGAGCAUGAAGACAUUAUUGAUGUGCUGUUGAAAAUAGAGAGGGAGCAAACCGAGGCUGAUGCUACUCACUUCUCUAAAGAAAACAUUAAGGCAGUCCUCUUGAAUCUCUUCUUAGGUGGAGUCGACACUGGUGCAAUUACCAUGAUAUGGGCAAUGGCAGAGCUUGUUAGGAGCCCAAAAGUGAUGAAGAGAGCACAAGAUGAAGUCAGAAAAAUCGCUGGAAACAAAGGAAGAGUCACUGAAAUUGACACGGAUCACCUUCCUUACCUCAAGAUGAUAAUGAAAGAAACUUUUAGGUUGCACCCUCCAGCCCCUCUGCUUCUCCCAAGACAAGCCAUGGUACCCUUCAAGCUCAACGGUCAUGACAUUAACCCUCAAUCAGUCAUACAAGUCAACGCUUGGGCAAUAGGACGAGAUCCCCAAUACUGGAAGAACCCAGAAGAGUUCAUCCCAGAAAGGUUCCUCGAUAGUUCCGUUGAUUAUAAAGGGCAAAACUUUGAGUUCUUGCCAUUCGGAGCUGGCCGAAGAGGUUGUCCUGGGAUAUAUAUGGCAACAUCAACCAUUGAGCUUGCACUGGCGAAUCUCUUGUAUUGUUUCGAUUGGAAAUUGCCACCAGGGAUGAAGGAGGAAGAUAUUAACAUGGAAGAGUCGCUUGGUCUUAGCCUUACUACCAGCAAGAAAACAGCUCUUAAUCUUGUGCCAGUCAAGUUGUUUUAGUGGCAAGUUGGCAAUCAGAUGAUGACAUGAACUCGAAAGCAAUCAUGAAUAUCUUCUCGGGAAUAUCUACUUUCCUGUAAUAUAUACUGCAGCGAAAUAAAUGGCGGUUAAUUAGUCUAUA